AUGCAGCAGGAACAUCAUAAGGCCUAUGGAUCGUCUGCCCCAAAAGGCCAUCAAGUAGUCACAGCAAUAGAGUAUCAAGAGGUUAUAUUAGCCUGCAAAUAUGCAAAGAAGACCAUGUCCUCCAGGUUAGAGUGGAAGAAACUGGGUCGGAGUGUCUCCUUUGUCUACUACCAACAGUCUCUUCAAGGUGAUUUUAAAUAUCGAGCCGAGAUGAUAGAUUUCAGUAUACGGAUCAAAAAUGUUACAAGAAAUGAUGCUGGGAAAUAUCGUUGUGAAAUUAGUGCCCCAUCUAAGAAAGGCCAAAACCUGGAAGAAGAUACGGUUACUCUGGAAGUACUAGUGGCUCCAGCAGUUCCGUCGUGUAACGUCCCCAGCUCUGCUCUGAGUGGAACUGUGGUAGAGCUGCGAUGUCACGACAAAGAAGGGAAUCCAGCUCCUGAGUACACGUGGUUUAAAGAUGGCGUCAAUUUGUUAGAGAAUCCAAGACGUGGCCCCCAAAGCAGCAACAGCUCAUAUACAAUGAAUACAAAAUCUGGGACUCUGCAAUUUAACACUGUUUCAAAACUAGACAGUGGAGAAUAUUUCUGUGAAGCCCAUAAUUCCGUGGGACGUCGCAGGUGUCACGCGAAGCGAAUGCAAGUAGACGAUCUCAACAUACGUGGCAUCAUAGCAGCUGUAGUAGGUGUGGCCUUUGUGAUUUCUGUUUGUGGCCUUGGUGUGUGCUAUGCUCAGAGGAAAGGCUACUUUUCAAAAGAGACCUCGUUCCAGAGAAGUAAUUCUGCAUCUAAAGCCACCACAAUGAGUGAAAAUGAUUUCAAGCAUACAAAAUCUUUUAUAAUUUAA
Puma concolor (puma) is the source of this 843-nucleotide messenger RNA. The record is from RefSeq and is a predicted model, not a curated record. NCBI's taxonomy places the organism in Eukaryota, Metazoa, Chordata, Mammalia, Carnivora, Felidae.